This is a messenger RNA of Anopheles funestus (African malaria mosquito), 813 nucleotides long. RefSeq names its product putative peptidyl-prolyl cis-trans isomerase dodo. Gene Ontology annotation, molecular function: protein binding; peptidyl-prolyl cis-trans isomerase activity. NCBI's taxonomy places the organism in Eukaryota, Metazoa, Arthropoda, Insecta, Diptera, Culicidae. The transcript has 3 exons. The coding region runs from base 244 to 729 and encodes 161 amino acids. The record is from RefSeq and is a predicted model, not a curated record. Gene Ontology annotation, cellular component: cytosol; nucleus.
AAAAUUGAGUUACAAACUGUCGCUAGGGUACUGGCCUGUAUCGUGGUUGUCAAAAUUAUUGUUGCAAAUCCACGCAUCCUUGAAAGAGAAUUAGAAAAUUCAGAGAAAAUCCCCAAGUUCUAGUUCAAGCAUACUUUCGUGUUACAAUUUUCAUUGUACCCAAUUUAUUGUAGUGCUUCUGGUGGCGAAAAGUGUGAAAUAUAGACGCGCAGAAGCAUUCGUAAACCAAUUUGCGGUGUAAACAUGUCGGAUAGUCAGGAAACGGUCCCGGAAGGAUGGGAAAAGCGUACCAGCCGUUCCACAGGGAUGACUUAUUAUCUUAAUGUGUACACCAAAGAAUCCCAGUGGGACCCUCCUACUGCACCCGCGGAACCGGCUAAUACUAACGAACCACACGAGGUGCAGUGUGCACAUCUGCUCGUAAAACAUAACAAAUCCCGGCGGCCAAGCUCGUGGCGAGAGGAAAACAUCACGCGUGACAAGGAAGAAGCAAUCGAAAUUCUUGAAUCAUACCGCAAAAAAAUUCAAUCCAACGAAUCCACGCUACAGGAGUUGGCACAGCGAUACUCGGACUGCAGCUCGGCCAAACGCGGUGGCGAUUUGGGCAUGUUUAAGCGAGGCAUGAUGCAGAAACCCUUCGAAGAUGCUGCGUUUGCGCUGAAAGUGGGUGAUAUGUCCGAUAUUGUCGACACGGAUUCGGGCGUUCAUUUGAUACUUCGGUUAAAAUAGACAGCUAAUCUGGUAUGGUAUUGUUCCAUGCGCUCGGGCGACAUGAAAAGUUGGAAGGAACAAAGCAUAAAAACACAAUAACAA